AUGUCUGGGCUGGAGCCCGAUGAUGUUUACUAUCUUGAGUCUCGGAAUUGUCUCAGUGUUCCUACGCCCGACGCCUUAGACCACUUCACUCGAGAGUACUUUCUGCAUGUGCAUCCCGGUCUUCCUUUGUUGGACGAGGCCCAGUUUUGGGCUGUUUACUCUGGUGACAAGGAGCCGUGCGGAGGACCAACGAUCUCACUGUUCUUGUUCCAGGCAAUGCUGUUUGCCUCAUGCAGCACAUCUGUUCUGGCAGGGACCUCGUGUCUAAUGCACAAGGGGCAUUACUACUAA
Messenger RNA from Fusarium musae, 291 nucleotides. RefSeq lists its product as uncharacterized. The transcript is spliced from 2 exons. Lineage: Eukaryota; Fungi; Ascomycota; Sordariomycetes; Hypocreales; Nectriaceae. The coding region runs from base 1 to 291 and encodes 96 amino acids. The record is from RefSeq and is a predicted model, not a curated record.